Molecule: messenger RNA, 1701 nt
Organism: Gopherus evgoodei (Goodes thornscrub tortoise)
Lineage: Eukaryota; Metazoa; Chordata; Testudines; Testudinidae
Exons: 2
Coding region: 203-814 (203 amino acids)
Source: RefSeq, a predicted model, not a curated record
CAAGAGCACGGCAGGUCAGGGCAUGGCUUCCCGCCCAACCGAUGCGCCGCAGCCAGGGCGAGGUUCAGGGAUAUCGCCUGGAAAGCGGCUGCAGUGACUUGGAGGAGACCCGAGCAACAAGGAACAGCCAGCAUGGAUUUGCCGAACAAAUCAUGCUGGACCAACCGAUUUCUGUUCUCUGCCGGUGUCACCGGCCUAGUAGAUGGGGGAAGCUGCAGACGAGAUAAAUCUUGAUUUUUGUCGGGUUCUGGACCCAGUCCCAGGGGACACUCUCACAAGCAAACCAGGGCCAUGGGAGCUCGAUGAAAUGAGCAUCCGUCGGGUGGAAAAAAACAUCCUCAAAGCCCGAGGGCGCAUCCAGCUCCCGUGGGGCUUGGUCCCGCGGCCGCUGCGAUUUGCUAUGGUCACGGACAAUUUGAGCGACGGCCCGGAGAGCAGGCUGAUGAAAUCUGCAGCCCAGCCGGGAGGGUCGCCAGCCAUUCGGAGGGUGGGAUUAAGGUUAAAAAAAAACAACCCACCCAUGACAAACUGGGAGCCAGGGUCUGAAUUCAGGAAGGUGGCAGGGAGCCAGGAUGCUUGGGUUCUCUCUCCAGCUCUGGGAAGAAAGUGGGGGUCUAGUGGUGUAGAGUCUGGCACAGCCGGGAUCAGCUGUUCACUGUGCCUGCUGACGGCGGGACGAGGAGACUGGCUGGAACGAAGGCAGCCGCUGAGGCGUCUAAGCGUUAAGCCGCAGCUCAUCAGCGCCACGCCAGGCGAGCCGGUGCGCACGGCCUCAAACCAAACUCUGGGCCGUCCCCACGAGGCGGUCGCCUGACUUCGCCGAGACGGGAUUUUUGGGGCCGGGGCGAGUGUGCGGGCAGCGAACGUGAGACGACCCAGAUCAGAGCUCCCCCAAGAUCCCGUCUUGUGAUACUGGCUGGAACCAGGGGCCCCAGAGGGAAUGAACCGAACAGGGCAGCUAUAGAGUGAUCCAGCCCCCGUUGUCCAGUCCAGCUCCUGGCGGCCAGAGGUUUCGUCGGGUGACCCCCGGUCCCUGUGUUACGCGAAGGGGCGAAUGACGCCUGGUCCACACCGGUCAUGAUUUUAGAGCCCUGUCCUGUCCCGCCCUCAGUCAUCUCUUUCCUAAGCUGAACAGUCCUGGUCUUUUCAAUUGCGCCUCAUAUGCAAACAGUUCCAGGCCUCUAAUUACUUCCGUUGCCUCUCUCUGUACUUGGCCCCAAUGCGAACAGAUCUUUCAGGAGUCAGGGCGCUCAGAGCUGUCCACAGCGUUUGAAGUACUGCGGACUUAUACAGCGGCACAGGGAUAUUUUCCAUCUUAUUCCCCAUCUGGUUCCCAACGCGCCGGUGGGGUUUAGGGACGACGGCCGCACACACAGAGCGGGUGCUGGCCUAGAACCACCCAGGGUGAAAUCGACGCCGACCGAGACAACCGGCAGCCUGUUUACGAACGAAAGCCAAAGGCUCGGGUGAGUACCGCGAGGAGUCCCAAGCGCUGGAGGGAUCUGGGGGCAGCUGGCGCAGGCUGGGCAUGGAUCUAAAGGGGUGUCGGGGGGCUGGCACGGGCUGCUUCACAGGGAUCAUAACAGAGCGGCCGGGGCCGGGCACUCAGGGGUCGGCAUGUGCCUAUCGCAGACCAGGCCUGAGAGGGCAGGCGCUGGGGGGCUCGCUCGCCCAUAGGGGGCGCUGCAGGUGGGGAGGGGC